GCAGGCCUAAAGAUGCAGUGGACCCCAGAGCAUGCGCAGUGGGCGGAGCAGCACUUUGACAUCACCUCCACCACGCGCUCGCCGGCCCACAAGGCCGAGGCUUACCGGGGCCACCUGCAGCGCGGCGGCAGCACCUACCAGUACGCCUGGGCCAACGACGACAUCUCUGCACUCACCGCCUCCAACCUGCUCAAGAAGUACGCUGAGAAGUACUCUGGCAUCCUGGAGAUGCCCAGUGAGAGGGCCCUGCUGAACUCCUACGCCGAGGCCGGGAUGAACGGCAGAAAGGGGGAGGGCGAGGCCUGGCAGGAGGGGGUAUACUGCGUCCCUGAGGGGAUGUCCAUGAGGAAAGGAGGGGUGGCGGCGGAGGUGGCUGGUAUGUGCAGCUCGCCAUCCCCGGGCCUGGCCUCCAGCGGCCUGACAGAGCCUGGUUACUCCAGCAGCAGCUGUGGUAGUCACACCGCCACGGCCCUCCACUCCUCUGCAGGCUCCUCUCAGGAAUACGGCCCCAGCUACAGUGGCUCCUACCUGGGCUACAGCUCCCAGGUCACCAGCUCCCCGCUGCACAGCUCCGGUCUCUUGCAGCCCCCUCCUCCGCCCCCACACCCCUCCCUGGUCCCGGCCUACAAUGGGGGAUCCUCCAACCUUUCGGGCUACAAUUACCCACAUGCCGGGUACCCCUCCCAGAGCUCUGUGGGGCCAGGCUACAGCCCUGGGGGAGCCCCCCCUCCAUCCUCCUACCUACCGUCAGGGAUCGCCGCUCCCACCCCCCUGCCCCCCUCCUCCACGCUCCCCGGGUACCCCUACCAGUCGCACAACCUUGGCCCCAUCGCGCCCACGCCUCUGAAUGGCAGCUCGUCCAACUCUCUGAAGAGAAAAGCUUUCUACAUGACAGGGCAAGGAGAGAUGGACUCCACUUAUGGAAAUUUUGUCUACGGCCAGGCGCGCAGCACCGCAGAGAGCCCCAUGUACAGGGUACCGGACAGCAGCAUCUCAAAUGCGGGCGGCGGAGGGAAUGGUUUUGACAGGAACGCUGGCAAGUCAUCUUUGCCGUUUAAUACCCAAAAGCAGCCCAUGGCCUCUGAGCAAUCUGCGGGUGGAGCCCUCACCCCUCCGUCCUAUGCCUCCACUCGGGGUGGCUCGCGCUCAACCGACUCCCUGGGCAGCUUCACCUCUCCCUCUCUGAGCGACCAAGGGGACGAGCACCGCCUGCACCUCUCCCACCUCUCCCUGACGGGGGCGACCUCAUCCUCCCGGCCCGCUGAGGAGCAGCUGAAGAGCAGCGACCCCCACCUCCUGGACAUGGUGACCUCUGAGAUCCUGCAGCAGGGACCCCCAGUGGACUGGAGUGACAUUGCAGGCCUGGAACUGGCCAAGGCCACUCUGAAGGAGGAGGUUCUCUGGCCCAUGCUACGUCCGGACAUGUUCAGCGGCCUAGGUUCGGCCCCGAGGUGCAUUCUACUGUUCGGCCCCAGAGGAACGGGCCGGACGUUGCUGGGCCGCUGCAUGGCAAGCCAGCUGGGGGCACCCUUCCUGCAGCUCAGAGGCUCCACCUUGGCCACCAAGUGGCUGGCAGAGGGUGACAAGAUCCUGCGGGCCUCCUUCCUGGUGGCGCGCUGCCGCCAGCCCUCAGUGCUGUUCAUCAGCGACGUGGACAUGCUGCUGUCAGCCCAGCUCAGCAACGAGAGCCCCGUUCACCGCCUCAAGGCCGAGCUCCUGGCCCAGCUUGAUGCGCUGCUCCUGGGGCCGGCCGAUGACUCCAACAACCACGUCCUGGUAGUCUGCUCCACCAGCAAGCCCCAGGACAUGGACGAGGGGCUGCGACGGUACUUUGGCCGGCGGGUCCUGGUGCCGCUGCCGGACGGUUCGUCCCGCCACCACAUGCUGAGCCAGCUGCUGUCCCAGUCCCAGCGCAAGUACUGCCUCAGUGAGGAGGAGCUGGUGCUGCUGGUCCAGCGCACCGAGGGCUUCUCCGGCCUGGACGUGGCAAGGCUGUGCCAGGAGGCCCUGGUGGGCAUGCUGCACACCUCCUCCCAAGGCCUGGACCUCUCGGUGAGCAUCAUGCCCACGGGCCAGAUGCGACCCCUCACCUACCAGGACUUUGACAGUGUUUUUUGCAAAUUCCAGCCCAGUAUAUCACAGAAAGAGAUCGACACGUACACCGAGUGGAACAAAAUGUUUGGGUGCGGUCAGUGAACCUCGGGGGGAAAGUCCUCAAGAAAGAGGCGUUGGGAAUUCUUUGACCUGGCUGUGGUGCUAACCAGAGAGGAAGGCACACAAGAGGGGCGACGUAAACCCCCCCACACGUGAGACUUGACACCAGAGGUGGAGAAACAUCAAGAGACUUGGUUGGAGUGAUACCUGAUGGUUUUGCAGGUAACGAGCAGAGAUUUCAUUAGGAUGCUUGACGCUGCUAAAGUCAGGCAUAGUUAAGAAGGGGUCAACUUGAGAAGAGACAGAGGAGGACCGUGUGUAUAUAUACAUUUGUUGUUGUCCCCUAAAAAUAUAGUUGGCUAACCAAGUGCCUGUAGUGGUGCUUUCUAAAUUAUAAUUUCUUUUUUUUUUAUGUAUAAUGAUUUUGUUUGCCUCACAAUCUACAUUAAUGGCAUGUGCUGAUAUUAUGAGCUUUAAACUUCAACAGCAAAAUUAAAAUUAGAGUUGCCAUUUUCUCCUGCCAUCUCACCAAGUAUCAACAGUAUUCCUCAGGGGGUGACAGGAAUUUGGACCCCCGAUCCAUACACUUCAUCUCUGAUCCUCUGUCUGCAAAAAAAACUCAGGAAAGUGUUUGUGAAUUGUACAGUACCUCAACGUCAUCACCACACAAAAGCACUACAAUCCUCUGAGAGUAUUAAGACCAAGAUUUUUGUCAUUUAUAUAAUAUCUAGAGAAGCAGUGUUAGGUUUACCUCGAACCUUCUAGGGGAGACGGUCAAGGAGAUGAAAAUGAAUGUAACCAGAUUUAGUUCUGGAACGACGGGACAAAUAAGUCAAUAUGGAGAUUUCUCUUUUUCUUUUCCGGAGGUGCUUAAAUGAAGAAUUUGGCGAUGAGUUCAGUUUCCAUUUGAAGGUUUUUAGAAAAUGCGAUGCCCGAGUGUGUUUUUCUGAUCCCGAGUAUAUGUAUUGAUUGAAUCAAGAGAGUUGUUCCCCUGAUGUUUUAAGGGGGCACUGAUGACCACGUAUAGUGGCUUAUAUGAAUGUUAGGGGAAGGUGGUCAACAACGAACAACUCUUUAGAUGGAACGAUGAACUUCAGUUGCGACCGGUGCCGUGACACAGUGUGUGAUUCCGUAUUUCCCAGAAUAAAAUGCAACUUUAAGAUCACAUACUUUCUGUUUUCUACCUCAGUUGGUUUCAACUCAUCUAGGAGGCAGCAGAACAGUCGGGGGGGGACAGCCUCAGAUCCAAAAUGGCCAAAUGCUAAUUACUGCUAUAUGUCAGCCAGUCGAGUCGGUUUGAAUGAGAAAAGGCUGCCAGCUUUAUUCAUCACCGAGGUCAGAGGUUCAGCACCAGGGGCUCAAUUCCAAACCUGUUUUCAGUUCCUUACCAGAGGUCCUCAUUGGCUUAUCCAGGUACAGAUCUGACGUGAUAAGACUGUUCACAACACUAUGGCUAUAAUGAUUGAACUCUGGAUUGCUCUGGAGAUUUUCGGUCAUAUUGCUAACACCUAUCCAGUUGUGUCAUAUCUGCAAGGAGACUCAACAAGGGCUUGCGGGUAGGCUCUAGGGAUUGUUUAAGGUAUUUGGCCAAUCGCAUCCUCAUUGUAUAGUAUGUACACACAUUAACCAAGCACAUGGUCACGGUGGAUAUACCACUAAUUGGACACUCAUUCUGGCUCUUAAAGGCCCAGUACAGUCAAAAACGUGAUUUUCCUGUGUUUUAUAUAUAUUUCCACACUAUGAGGUUGGAAUAAUACUGGGAAAUUAUGAAAAUGAUGAUAAUGCCCUUUUAGUGUACAAGCUGUUUGAAAAGCCUGAAAUGUCUUCCUGUUUUGGUGGGAUGGAGUUUUGGCCAUUCAUGGUGAUAUCACCAUGCGGUAAAUUAGUUAAUAGACCAAUAAGAAAGAGAGUUCCGAACCUCUCUGCCAAUAACAGCACACCACUCAGACCACUCCCAGAAUGUCCUAGCAAAAUUCUUGCUUUAGAAAUUGCCCUUUGCUGAGAAGCUAUAUUAUUUAUUUUUUGCCAUUUUAAUUGAAAGCAAUCACAGUGAGGUACUUCAAUGUUUCCCAGAAAGGAUUUGAUAUUGAGAUAAAAAAAACAGCUGCAUUGCACCUUUAAGAAACGUCCAGUCAGUCUACUGUGGUCAGUUCCAAAAGACCCACAGAACAGUGAUUCAUAGCUCAUUGUGUUGCAUUUGAAUGUAUUUUGUUGCUCUUCUUUUGUUCUCUGUGCGUGACUGUUGCUAUGCGUGUUGCUAUGCGUGUUGCGGUGUUGAUGUACCGUAGGUGUAUUAUUAUUAUUGUACAACAGCUGCACUAUCGCAUUCCUUUGUGUGUAUUUUUUGUUCUGGUGUUCAUAAUCACUGGUUUGCAAUCCCCGAGCACUGAGAUUGCCAGUCCUAUGUUGCUUGCCUUUACGUUUUUUGUGUUUGUUUUGUCAGCUUGUGACCAGUGUAACGUUUAUCUCUUCCUAUGAUUGGUAUUAUUUCCAAUUCUAGUUUGCAUACCUUUUCCAUUUUAGCACUCAAUGGAAUUUAGAUGGAACUUGCUGUGACUGCACAUUGCACUCGUCUACCACGACGUCUCGGCUAUGUAACAUUGAACAACUCGCCUGGGUAGAUAAAAGGGUGGAUCCACGGAAGUAACACGACCGUAAUAUAACCGCUUACAUGGCCUUUGAAACUUUGACUCAAAUUAUACUUCACUCAUAUAAAAUAAUGGUAGGUGGGUGAAAUGUACAAUGUUUUAUUGAUAUACUACACACGAACAAACCUUAGAACGCAAAACAUCCACGUCAACUUCUCAGAUUUAGUUCACCUCUGGAGUUACUUAAGAUUGACCUGAAUGCACUUUCACAUAACUUCAAUUCGUCGGAUUGUUCAGAUGUUUCACAAACUUGAUACAGUGCUAACAGACGGAUGCUCACAGCCUGAGUGUGCUGUAUGUGUAGAAGCUCAUUACUAGAAGGCUUGUUCUGGAAAUAGAAAAUGGAGUCUCGCUCCCUACUCCUUGACCCACAGCCCAGGCGUGUGAAUCUCACUUCUCCACUCACUCUCACUGAGGAGAGGAAAGGACACGCUGAGGUGUGUGUAUGUGUGUGUGUGUACGUGCGUACGUGCGGGUGCGUGUGUGUGACAGUGUCAACAGCACAUGGAAACUGCAGUGCAGUCUGUCAACUGACCACAACGCGGUCUAUCCCAUAAUUCAGUCUGCCCUCUCUAAAUUGAAACCUACUGAUGUACUUGAGAGCACGAAAAGCCCAUUCCUUCACAUAUACAGUACUUUUGAAACAACCAAAUCACUUGAAUUGUACGAUCCAACCAAUCUUCUUGUCUUUGUUGUGUUGCUAUGUACUUUUCUCUCGGCUUCUUUUUUCUUUGUACCAGAACUGGCAAACAAUGUUAUUGGUGGUUUCUGUGUUUGUUUAUUUUUCCCCGCUUUCUAUUCAAUCAUUUUAUUAUAGUGUUCUUUGAGACAUUUCUACCUCAUGGCUACAUAUUACACAUGUAGUAUUUCAUUUAUGUCUUCUGAAUGUCCUACAAUUUGUUGACAAAUCGAACAAAAGAAAAACAAAAAGCCAAGUGGGUGGAGAGCAGGAAAUCACAGGUCCUUGAGUCUACCUCAGAGGCACUGAGCAGAGGAGAUGGUGGUACAGUCUAACGUGUGUCUGACAAAACCGGAUGCACACUCACUCAAGACUCUGAGCGACAUACAGAUAGACACACAACACCCGCAAGGGAACAUUUCUGGUGGACUGGAGGAAACUGCUGGACUUUGCAGGUCCUCUCCGAGGUCUCUCUUGAUGCAUAAUCCAAUGCGUUGCUUUAAUCUUUGGUGAGCUGUAGUUGUGUGAUUGUGUAUAUUACGUGGGCACACAUGAAAAUGAUUUGGUUUGUGUGGGAUUUUAUAUAUAAUUAGUAGAUGUAAAACACACUUGCACAAAACUUUAACUGAGUGUAACGUGUUUCUGUUGUACAUAUUUAUAUACAUAAAUACAUACAAAAUGCACCACAUACAUGUUUAUAUGUGUGAAUAUGUUGCCAUACUUGCAGUCGACUUAAAUGUAUUUUCAUGUAAUCUGUCUGAGGUACAAAAGACAACAACUGAUUCAUUAAAGAUGUUUUCUUGAAAU
Molecule: messenger RNA, 6288 nt
Organism: Oncorhynchus kisutch (coho salmon)
Lineage: Eukaryota; Metazoa; Chordata; Actinopteri; Salmoniformes; Salmonidae
Product: fidgetin-like
Exons: 1
Coding region: 13-2196 (727 amino acids)
Molecular function (GO): ATP hydrolysis activity; ATP binding; microtubule severing ATPase activity
Source: RefSeq, a predicted model, not a curated record